CCACAACCCACUAAAUCAACUUCGUCCCAUGAACAACGUCCCACGGAUAUGUCUCCCCUUCACCCCAACAACACCGCACAAGCACUCGAUCUGAUUCCCUAGAUCUCUGAUUCGCGGCAACGAUAUCUUGGCAGAGACGUUGGAAUAGUACAAGAAUAUGACAGAUAUGGAUGUCGAUUUGAGACCGGAUCGUCGAACCAGCACCCGGAAACCGGCAAGCCCACCCGCAGUGGGCGCUUCAACGCCUACGGCAUCAGCCAGACGCUUCCGCUCGGCUUCUCAAGCCGAGGCUGCUCGGACAUCCAAUGCGUGCCAAAUUUGUCGGGACAAGAAGGUCAAGUGCUCCGGUCAACGGCCUUGCAAGUACUGCUCCAAGCGGGGGCUGGAUUGUGUGUUUUCUGCUUCGGAGAAGAGGAAGUUGUAUUCCAUCUCAUACGCGAGCUUGAGAACAAAGUUGCCUAUUAUGAGCGACGAAGUAGAGAGAAGUCGGCUCCCGAGGUCGCUGCUUCAGCGCAGUUGCACGAUGUCGAAGAUUCUUCGAAUGAGAUCACAGUCAUGCAUUUUGACGACCAGCCAGAUGGUGACAGCACAGUUCCAUCACCCGCUAUACUGGUUCAGCCUGGGCCGACGAUGUCUCAAUCAGCAAUAUCCCCCACCCUCGAAAGAACGAGAACCUCGGAGGUCCAGGCAGGAAGAGCAAUUGCACCCGAGUCCGCCCUCUCCUCGAGCGAGACCUUCGGAUCCGAGAUUAAGACGCUCCUCGUCUCCCGCUCCAACCCCGGCUCAGCCGCCAGCCCGACGUCCACCAUCAACGCCGUGACUCCGCUUCCGCACAUCGAUAGAUGCGCCAUAGAGAUAGCGAUAGGAAACCAGUGGCCGACGGAAGAGGAAGCUCACGCGAUG
Molecule: messenger RNA, 903 nt
Organism: Colletotrichum godetiae
Lineage: Eukaryota; Fungi; Ascomycota; Sordariomycetes; Glomerellales; Glomerellaceae
Exons: 3
Coding region: 158-820 (220 amino acids)
Biological process (GO): regulation of DNA-templated transcription
Molecular function (GO): zinc ion binding; DNA-binding transcription factor activity, RNA polymerase II-specific
Source: RefSeq, a predicted model, not a curated record